GAUAAUUUUAUGGGAAUUAUUACACCAAAUGAUUUUAGACCAACAUUUCCACCAUCUAUAAGCGAAAAUAAAUUAGUUAAUUUUAAAGAAAAUGGAGAAAAACCAUUGAGAAUAUCUAGUUCUUUUAUAUAUUAUCGUAAAAUGUUUGUCAGAGAAUUUAAAUUAAAAUAUGGUAGAGUUCCAUCAAUGACUAAAUUAUCACCUAUAAUCUCUCAACGUUGGAAAGAAGAACCAGAAUACGUUAAAGAAACAUAUACAAAUAUUGUGUCUGCAGCAAAAAAACGAUACGAAAAAUUAUGGCCUAAAUACAAUAAAAAAUCUAUCUCUAGUAAAAUUAAUACUGAUAAACUUGAUAAUGAAUAUAUUGAAAAUAAAACCUUUAUUAAUAAUAAACAGGUUUAUCAUGAUAACUCUCAGAUCAAUUAUAAAAAUGAAAUUUUUUUUGUUCCUGAAUAUACAAUAUAUGAUUCUACUAUGCUUUAUUCUCCAAAAUAUUAUUUUAACGAAUUUCUAAAUCAAACAAAUGAAUUUGAUUAUUUUUAUUAUUAA
Scutellospora calospora is the source of this 549-nucleotide messenger RNA. The record is from the annotation of a GenBank genome assembly. Lineage: Eukaryota; Fungi; Glomeromycota; Glomeromycetes; Diversisporales; Gigasporaceae.